AACGAUGAUUCAUUUUGGAUUUCGAAUCCGAUUCGGGAGCCCUAAAAACCCGCUAAAUCGCAUUCCAAAUCAUCUACAAUCCAAGCUUCUUCAAAAUCUAGCAAUGGCGGAAGUUCCUCCCAGUUCCAGAAGACCCGUUUGUCCAUCCUGCUCGAAACCAGCCCGUAUCUGUCUCUGUUCGCGGCUCCAAAGCCACAGUCUCGAGAACUCAGUCGGGGUAAUCAUUCUUCAGCACAGUUUGGAGAAAAAUCACCCGCUAAAUUCUGCUAGAAUCGCAAAAUUAGGUCUCAAGAAUGUCGAGAUCGCCACGGUUUCCGACGUUAAUUUCGAGGCUCGCUUCACUAUUCGGUUGCCUGAACCUAAUUCCGCAGCACAAAAUUUUGAUCCCGAUGUAGAAUGUAGUUUCAGAAAUGGUCAGAAUGCAACUCGAAACCCUCAAAUUCAAGCGCAGAAUGGAGGCGAAUCUCUAGUUAAUAAACUUACUAGCACAACAGCUGAUGAAGGAGCUAUAAUUACUACUACGAUUGGGAAAUAUGGCGUUGUUAACUCAUUCGAUCACAUCUGGAUGCAUCAACCCAAUUUGCAGGAGCUUAAAAUCAAUGAGAUUUUGGCAUCUCCAGAAAUUAGGGCAUCAAUGGCAAAAGGGUUCAUCGUGAAAAAACUGCAGAAGCGGCAGCUACAUGGAAGCAAGGAGCUAGAGCAAUAUGCUGAGUUCGAGAUUGAGGUUCCUCCCAAGUCAGUUCUACUUUUUCCCUCUGAAAAUGCAUUUACUGUAAACGGUGAUGUUGAUGGUAGUGAUUUUGAUGUUAAUAAUUUGAUAGUUUUAGAUGGAACAUGGGCAAAAGCAAAGAGAAUGUACAAUGAAAAUCCUUGGUUGAGGCUUUUGCCACAUAUGAAGUUGGAUUUAGAGAAGAUGAGUUUGUAUAGUGAAGUGAGACAUCAGCCUAAGAUUGGUUUUUUGUCCACCAUUGAAAGCAUUGUCUAUGCCUUGAAAGUAAUAGGAGAUCAACCUGAGGGGCUGGAUGAUCUGUUGGAUGUUUUUGAGUCUAUGAUAGGAGAUCAAAGGAGAUGUAAAGAUGAGAGGCUGAACAUUACUUGUCAACUUUAAACUUUUCCUCCCAACUCAAAAUGGCCAACACUUAAUUUGGUUCUCGAUGAAUAUAUAUCAACUGACAAGACAUUGAAAAGGCGAAAAAGCGCUGCUGAAGUAGCAUGAGGCAGGCCUCUACUGAAUUUGCUAUGUCAGGAUUUGUAGAACUUUGAUUCUCAUUUUUCAAAGAGGUCAACAUAACUAGAUGAUCCUUUCAUUCCAAGAAGAAAUUGAAAGUUCACAAACCUUCAGUCACUGUGUAUUGUUCUGAGUUCUUAAUGAUAACUUAAGCAUAAUUUGACAUCAGUUCUAGUUCCUGCAGCUUCAAUAGAAUUAUAGAGUUUUGAACUCAUUCCACUCCCUUCAAACAGCAUCUUGCCAUCCAAAGUUGUAGGAAGUCAUACGUUAUCCUUUUCAAGUUUUCAUGAUUCCCUUGAGUAACCAAAUUCUCAUCCAUACUAAGGUUCAAAUAUCCAUGGAUUUGCAGUUCGCUGACUAGCUUCUUAUAGUAAGAAAAAUACCAGUUUUCUAAAUGUCUCUAAUUCGCAUCUCUGAUCAAAACAUACUAUACAUUGGCGGCCAUCUCGAAAAGUGGCUACUGGCUAUAUAAGCUCACCAAUUGUUUCUCACCUUGCAGCUAUUAGAGGAAGCUAGCAAUGAGCUUGUGAAAGGUUGGCCUGGUGAUGAUUCGUUCCACUCAGCAACUUGGAAGGAG
Molecule: messenger RNA, 1805 nt
Organism: Benincasa hispida (wax gourd)
Lineage: Eukaryota; Viridiplantae; Streptophyta; Magnoliopsida; Cucurbitales; Cucurbitaceae
Product: DTW domain-containing protein
Source: RefSeq, a predicted model, not a curated record